UAGUAUAGUCAGUUGGAUUAAUUGGUUUUCUCAUAUUAAAGAAACUUGCAUUCUUUGGAUAAAUCCAGUUUGGUCAGGAUCUGUAUCUGGCUUGUGUUUGUGAUUGUUUUGUUUAGAUUUUUGGGAGAUCCUAUUGAGUGAGAUACUCUCAUGUAAUGUUCUGUCUCACACACAUUUAUCAUUGCAUAGUUUCUCUGGGUCAGGACUCUGGAGGCAGCAUAGCUCCAUCCUCCAGCUCAGAAUCUCAGCAGGCUGCAAUCGUCUUGAGGCUGUCCGAGUCCGAGCAAGGAUUCAGUCCCCUGUGGACCUUUGGGCUGAGGCCUCAGGCCCUCAUGAGCUGUUGGCAGAGCCUCCCCUCACUCAGUCCAUUGCCACGUGUCCAUAGAGGGUCUUACAGCAUGGCAGCUGACUCUGUCAGCAAGGGCAAGGGAGGCGCAGGAGGGAGCACCAGCAAGAGCGAGCGGAGCGAGACAGAGCCACAGUCCUGUGUAAGUGAAUCACAGAGGUGACACUCCAUCAUUCUUGCCCUGUUCUGUACAUUAGAAGCAGGUCAUUAAGUCCAGCUCACACUCAGGGAGAGGGAGCUGUAGGCAUAUUUGGAGGUAUGCAGGCUUGUUUCUAAACCAACACAAUAAAGCAAGUGUCUUCACAAAGCAAGUCACACAAAUUUCUUGGCUUCGCAGUGGAUAUAAAAGUAUGUGUAUACUAUAGUCUAUUAAGUCACAUCUUCAGACUCCACUUCUAAUUCUAGCCCUAGGGCGCCUGCCUUGAUGUCUUUGGGAAUUGGAGUCCCCUGAGCUUUUGGAAAUCGUAGCUUAGGAUGAGAAGGAUGGGUAGCAAGAGUGACUGCCUGUGUUGGGGAGGCUGAGUGGCCCCGAGGCUUGGAAGUGGGAUGGGUGGAAGUGGAUGGGUGGAAGUAGAUAUGGGACAGGGCUGGCCCUGGCCGAGGCACUCACUGUAUCUGCUUCAGUCUCAGGGGCAUUGGGUUGAAUCUUUGAGUGCCGGGAGUCUGUUCUGGUCUGCUGGGAGAGCUGCUUUUGGAGUUCCUGGUGUCUUAUUUCCUGAGGUCAUGGCAAGAUGGUGAAGUGGCGGCAGUGCAUAGGGUGUGAGAAUGGUCGGUGCCAAGGUGAUGCUGCUAGGCCGCAGCUGUAGACGUGGUGGUAGUGUGUGUCAGGUUGGAAGGUGUGUUCGUUCAGACACACUAGUCCUAGGGGCUGCUGGGCAUAUCACUGGCGACAUGCCCAAUGGGGUGAGGCAGCAGUCUCGGGUGUUCAGAGUCGAGCGCCCUGGAUGGUGGGGUCCAAGCAGGUGUGUGACCAGGGAGGGGCCCAUGCACAGUACCUCCUCCUCAUGCACUCGCCAGCUCCACAUGUCCCGGGCUGUGUGUUCCCUGCUGCGGCAGCAGCCUCAUGCUUGCUUGCUUCCUCCUCUCCAGGUCAAACGAUCAAGGAGCAAAGGUGGGCUGGCCGGCCCCGACGGCACCAAGUCUGUCUUUGGGCAGAUGUGUGCUAAGAUGAGCUCCUUUGGUCCCGACAGCCUCCUCCUUCCUCACUGUGUCUGGAAAGUCAAGUUUGUGGGUGAAUCUGUGGACGACUGUGGGGGUGGCUAUAGUGAGUCCAUAGCUGAGAUCUGUGAGGAGCUGCAGAACGGACUCACACCCCUGCUGAUCGUGACCCCCAACUGGAGGGAUGAGUCUGGGGCCAGCCGAGACUGCUACCUGCUCAGCCCGGCCGCCAGAGCACCUGUGCACAGCAGCAUGUUCCGCUUCCUGGGUGUGCUGCUGGGCAUUGCCAUCCGAACCGGGAGUCCCCUAAGCCUCAACCUCGCUGAACCUGUCUGGAAGCAGCUGGCUGGGAUGAGCCUCACCAUCGCGGACCUCAGUGAGGUUGAUAAAGAUUUUAUUCCUGGACUCAUGUACAUCCGAGACAACGAAGCCACCUCGGAGGAGUUUGAGGCCAUGAGCCUGCCCUUCACGGUGCCGAGCGCCAGCGGCCAGGAUAUCCAGCUGAGCUCCAAGCACACGCACAUCACCCUGGACAACCGCGCGGAGUACGUGCGGCUGGCGAUAAACUACAGACUCCAUGAAUUUGACGAGCAGGUGGCUGCUGUUCGGGAAGGGAUGGCCCGCGUUGUGCCUGUCCCCCUCCUCUCACUGUUCACCGGCUACGAGCUGGAGACAAUGGUGUGUGGCAGCCGUGACAUCCCCCUGCAUCUUCUCAAGUUGGUGGCCACCUACAAAGGCAUCAAGCUUUCCACGUCGCUGAUCCAGUGGUUCUGGGAGGUGAUGGAGUCCUUCUCCAACACAGAGCACUCUCUCUUCCUUCGCUUCGUCUGGGGCCGGAUGAGGCUGCCCAGGACCAUUGCCGACUUCCGGGACCGAGACUUCGUCAUCCAG
Molecule: messenger RNA, 2395 nt
Organism: Piliocolobus tephrosceles (Ugandan red Colobus)
Lineage: Eukaryota; Metazoa; Chordata; Mammalia; Primates; Cercopithecidae
Product: E3 ubiquitin-protein ligase HERC2-like
Molecular function (GO): ubiquitin-protein transferase activity
Source: RefSeq, a predicted model, not a curated record